This is a messenger RNA of Lonchura striata (white-rumped munia), 1416 nucleotides long. RefSeq names its product DNA primase subunit 1 (gene PRIM1). The record is from RefSeq and is a predicted model, not a curated record. Gene Ontology annotation, biological process: DNA replication, synthesis of primer. NCBI's taxonomy places the organism in Eukaryota, Metazoa, Chordata, Aves, Passeriformes, Estrildidae.
CGCUCCGCUCCCGCCAUGGCGCGGUUCGAGCCGGCGGCGCUGCCCGAGCUGCUCCCGGUCUUCUACCGGCGGCUCUUCCCGCACGGCCCCUACGGCCGCUGGCUCAGCUACGGCGGCGUGGUGAAGAACUACUUCCAGCUGCGGGAAUUCUCCUUCACGCUGCGGGACGAUGUGUACCUGCGCUUCCAGUCCUUCGGCAGCCCGCAGGAGCUGGAGCGGGAGCUGCAAAAGAUCAACCCCUACAAGAUCGACAUCGGGGCCGUCUACUCCCACCGGCCCAACCAGCACAACACGGUGCACCUGGGAGCCUUCCAGCCGCAGGAGAAGGAGCUGGUCUUUGACAUCGACAUGACGGAUUACGACGACGUCCGGACGUGCUGCAGCUCGGCCGAUAUCUGCUCCAAGUGCUGGACGCUGAUGACCAUCGCCGUCCGCAUCAUCGACCGCGCGCUCGUGGAGGACCUGGGCGUGCGGCACCGCCUGUGGGUGUACUCUGGCAGGAGGGGUGUGCACUGCUGGGUGUGCGACGACGCCGUCAGGAAAUGGUCCCCGGCGCUGCGGGCGGCGGCCGUGGAGUACCUGAGCCUGGUGAAGGGUGGCGCAGACACGGUGAAGAAGGUGACGCUGUCCCAGCCCGUGCACCCGUUCAUCAGGCGCUCGGUGGCCGUGGUGGAGAAAUACUUUGAGGAGUUCGCGCUGCUGGGCCAGGACGUGCUGGGCAGCCCCGAGAAAUGGGCCAAGGUGCUGGCCCUGCUCCCCGAGGAGCUGCGGGAGCCGCUGCAGGCCGAGUUCCCGCGGAAGAAGGACUCGGUGCAGCGCUGGGAGCUGCUGCGGGCCCGCGCCGAGCGCGAGCGGGAGCGCGGCCGGGCGGGCUGGCCCGAGUGGGAGGUGAUGCUGCAGCUCUGCUUCCCCCGCCUCGACGUCAACGUCAGCAAAGGGCUCGGCCACCUGCUCAAGAGCCCCUUCAGCGUCCACCCCAAAACAGGGCGCAUUUCGGUGCCGCUGGACCUGCAGAGGCUGGACCAGUUUGACCCCUUUGCCGUCCCCACCAUCAGUUCCCUGUGCCAGGAGCUGGACGCGGCCGGCAGCGAUGGCGAGCAGGAGGACGGCGGCGAGACGGAGCCCAAACGGCGCACGAGGGACUACAGGAAGACGAGCCUGGCCCCGUACGUGCGGCUCUUCGAGCGCUUCGUGGAGGGGCUGGAGAGCGCCCGCCGGGGAGAGCGGAUCCGCCGCAGCGAUCUUCAAGGAGAUUUCUGAGGCCUUGACACUGCUAGUGUCUCACGUGUUGUCACUGUCACCUCCUCUGGCUGUGGGGGGUCCCUAACCCUAACCCUAACCCUGUCCCUGCCCUGAUUUUGUACCUUUUGUACCGUUUUCUACACAAACACCAUUAAAUGGUUCUGGUCACCCGUG